This is a messenger RNA of Dromiciops gliroides (monito del monte), 3161 nucleotides long. RefSeq names its product microfibril associated protein 4 (gene MFAP4). The transcript is spliced from 7 exons. The record is from RefSeq and is a predicted model, not a curated record. Gene Ontology annotation, biological process: elastic fiber assembly. The coding region runs from base 753 to 1517 and encodes 254 amino acids. Lineage: Eukaryota; Metazoa; Chordata; Mammalia; Microbiotheria; Microbiotheriidae.
UGCCCCGUAACAUCAUCUUUAAUCAGUAUACUUCAAGGUUAGGGAGGAGCACUUAAAAUUUUUUGGUGUAGGAACCACAGGAUGUUUCAAAAAUAUAAGUUGGAAAGCUGAAGAAAUAGCUGGUUAGACUAAUCCUAGCAGUUAUAUACAAUUUUGUUUUUGCUAUACAAAUAUUCCCACCUCAAUAGGCUUCUUGCUAAUAACAUUUAAUCACUUAACAAAAUGUCUUUCAUGUCCAGAGGAAUUACUAGACCUUGAAUAAAUUAAUUGUACUACUUGUAAAAAAGUGUAUUUAAAUGUCAUUGGAAAACCACUGCAGUCUCCCAGAUCAGCCUUGAACUUCUUCAGUGGAAUCUGGGAGUUCCAGGGCAGACUCUUAUUUGGCCUGAAUAUCCCUGGUUCCAUUUUGAAACUAGCCGGGACCAGUUUCAUACGAUGCCAACCUCUCUUUUUCUGCUAUUUUCACCUUAAUCUCUUCACUUAGCUCUACAAACUUGAGGCUGCCCUUGCUGUUCAGACAUCAUGUCCUCAUAUAUUCUUGCCAUAUACCACUCUCUUGGCCAUUUUGCCCUUUGAAAGGCAAAAGUUCCUGAAAGCCAUGGGGAAGCGUGAAAGAGUUCUCCAAGAUAAGAAAAACAGCUUAAAAAUAAUUCAGAGGUACCAAGAGACUGAGAGAAAACACAGGAGGGACGAAUACUGUUAAUGACCUGAGCACUGCAGAAAGCGAACAGCCUCCAAGCUGAGCGGACAACAUGAAGGUCUCUCUGUUGCUGCUCUUCCUCUUCCUUCAUACUCCCUACUGCUCCUCCCAGGUUGUUGGAAUCCGGGGAGAUGCUCUGGAAAAGUCCUGUGCUCAGCAGCCCCUGGACUGUGAUGACAUCUAUGAACAGGGUGACCAAACCGAUGGGGUUUACCUCAUCUAUCCCUCAGGACCCAGCGUUCCUGUGCCGGUCUUCUGUGAUAUGAACACCGAUGAGGGCAAAUGGACGGUUUUCCAGAAGAGAUUCAAUGGCUCUGUCAGUUUCUUCAGAGGCUGGAAUGACUACAAGCUGGGCUUUGGUCGAGCUGAUGGGGAGUACUGGCUGGGGCUGAAGAACAUCCACCUCCUGACUCUGAAGCAAAAGUAUGAGCUCCGUGUAGACUUGGAAGAUUUUGAGAACAAUACAGCCUAUGCCAAGUACACAGAAUUCUCUAUUUCCCCCAACGCUAUCAAUGCAGAGGAAGAUGGCUACACUCUCUAUGUAACUGGUUUUGAAGAUGGGGGAGCAGGUGAUUCUCUUUCCUACCACAGUGGCCAGAAAUUUUCCACCUUUGACCAGGACCAGGAUCAAUUUGUGCAGAACUGCGCCGCACUCUCUUCUGGGGCCUUCUGGUUCCGGAGCUGUCACUUUGCCAAUCUCAAUGGCUUCUAUCUGGGGGGGACCCACGUUUCCUACGCCAAUGGUAUCAACUGGGCCCAGUGGAAAGGAUUCUAUUAUUCCCUUAAGCGUACUGAGAUGAAGAUUCGUCGUGUCUGAGGGCAGCACCCCUUUAUAUAGCUGUCAUAGUCCUCACUCUCAUCUUUCAACCAGCUCUCUAUUCAGCUACCGGCUUAUGUGGCUAUUCAUUUUUCUACUGACUCCCCUACCCUUGGAUUCUUGCUAUUUGUCAGUUAGCACUUAUUCCUGGCUCCUAAGCCAAUGGCCUUUGCUUUUUACUCAGCUGCUGUCAGGCCAACCUAUAUCUAACUCAUUUUUAUGCUCAGAUAACAAUAAAAAGCAGAGUGGUGUAGUGGAUACAGGGCAGCCUUGGAGUUAGGGAAGACCUGGGUUCAAGUCCUCUCUCUAACACAAACUAUCUAGAUUGUCCUGGUUAAGUCAUGUAACCUAUGUCCAAAGACAACUCUCUAUGGCUCGACUACAAAUAAAUUAUUUAUCUACAGGAAUGGGAUUUUCUUUUACAGGAAAUUCCCUACAUCAAUGAAAUUACAUGUCUAGACCAAAAAGACCAAAACAAAACAAAACCUAAACCCACCCAAACUUUGCUAUUAUUCAGAUGUUAACCCUAUGCCCGAUCUAAUUUUUUAUGUCCAGCUAAUACCACCCUAUCUAACCUAAGGCCCAUUACAUAUAGUGUUGCUCCCUCCCUAAAGUGGCUGAACUAAAUGAACCAACUGUUAACCUCUGCCAUCCAAGUGGGGCUGUUUACUGUUUACUAGUCCCUGGAUUUUCUAAUGAGCUGUGCCCAGAAACCAGCUUGGUUUGGCUAUCACCCUCAGCUAGGACUAUUUACCCACCCCAGAAAUGGGGUUUUUGCCACUUAUCAUUAUGAUUGUCAUUGGGGUCACCAAAGAGUCGGUAGUUCAUUAGCUGUGGUCUCUUAAAUUCCAAACUGGAGCCAAGCUGCCUUUGGCAGUCUUCCUCGGCUGUCAAUUCUUCACUCCAGGGCCAGCUAAUAUCAUGCUGUCAUAAUGAGCUGUUGCUAUGUCCCACUACAGAGCCAACUCCACUCUGCUGUUUAUAUAUAAUGGCUGCCAACUCUCCUACCCUAGAACUCCACUAUUGUCAUCAUAUCCUUUCCUGAAACCUUACUGCACUUCAGAGGUGAGUAUCAGAAAGGGCCACACUUGAGUACCAGCUGUGCCUAACCUCCUCCACUCCCUCAAAACUAGUUACCCUCUGUUCUAUUUCCCAGUUUAUAUUGUACACUAUUGAUAAAGAUGUAUGCAGUCCAGUCAUCCCACCCCAUCCGAUCAAGUGCAUUUUAGUCGCAAGUAUAAGGAAGGAGGGUGGGAAGGAAAUGGCUCAUUGUUGGGAUGAAACUAUCUUAUCACAAUACCUUAAGUCUACUCCCAGUCAGCAGUUCCUACAUCCCUUCAGACUGUGAUCUUCAGGCAGGGGACAAAACCCAUCUCUACUGCAUUUGCUGGGAGCAUGAAGUAGAGAAGGGAGAGAUAGGAUAAGGAGUAGACUAGCUAUGGCAACAACAAAGUGGAAGUCACAAUUUGUCAAUAAACCUACAGGACUACUCAAUCUAAAGAAACUGUUUCUUUUGUUGAUAGCUUGAAAGAAUUUGCUAGACUUUCAAAUGGCUCCUCAGACCAGGUAUCCUGUGCUCCCAAUAUUCUCCCUUUCAAAUAUUUCUCUCAAUUCCCCAAAUGACACUUGUAGACAGAAAUAAGG